AAAAAAUUUUAGUCAUCUUUUCAAUUUUUCUUCUUUCUUUUCAAAUUAUUAUUUUAAAUUAGUAGUUAUAAUUCUUAUGGAGAUAAAGAAAUCAGUUGUUCUUGGUAUAUGUGCCGUCGCAAUAGUCGGCAUUGGUUAUGCCGUAUACUGGGACUACUUACGACAAACCGACCCAGAAUUCCGAAGGAAAUUGAAAAAGAAUAAGAAAAAAGCAGCAAAAGCAAGAAGGGCUGCUGCAGAAGAAACCAAAGUUAAGACGGCUGAUUUUCUCAGAAAAGCUGUCGAACAAGUUGGUAGUGAAAGUUUCCCUACUGAUGUUGCUGCAAAAGAAAAAUACUUUAUGGAACAAGUGGCUAAAGGUGAAAGUUUGUUCGCUGUAGGUGAAUCUGGUUAUCACGACGCUGCUCUCUGUUUCUAUAAAGCAUUGAAAGUUUAUCCUAAUCCAGUGGAAUUAAUUAUGAUAUAUCAAAAGACCAUACCUGAAGCUGUUUUCACUUUGGUUUAUGAAAUGAUGAGCAUUGAGGUGAAGAAAAAGCAAGCAGAAUAUUUUGAAAAUUUUCCACCAAAAGAAAUGAAUGUCAAGGUACAGGAAGUCAAUCAAAUUUCAACAUCUGAUGACCUUGUUCGUCGCGCUCUCAUUUCCACAAAGGAUUUCGAACCUGGUGAUGUCAUCUUUGUUGAACAUCCUAUUGCUUCUGCAUUAGAUCCAAGCCUUGAAGGUAAUGAAUUUUGCAGUUAUUGUCUCAAAGAAUUGAAUGGUGCAAAAUUCGUCGAUGAAAGUGAUCUAUUUGGUGCUAUUUAUUGUUCCGAAUCAUGCAAAGAUAAAGCAAUGACAGAAUAUGAGACUCUUCUUUUCACAACUAGAGAUGAUUCUCCCUCUAGUAAAGAAGCUAGAUUAAAGGAUUCGGUUAAAUCAGGAAAAGUCAAAUAUCCUUUAAUGAUCGCUAGAUUUUUGGCCAAAAUGGUACAUGAAGAAACACAGAAAGUUGCUACUGGAAUUGAAGAAGAGUAUAGCACUUGGGAUCAUAUUGAACGAUUAAGAUUUUUAUCAGUUAACCCUUCUGAUAAAGAGUCCAAAGAAAUUAAAUUGAUGAGAGAUUUAUUUGAAACAAAAGUGCCUGGUAUGGAAGAAUUUAUCUCUGAAGAAAGAUAUUUAAUGCUUAAAGGUAAACUUUUGUAUAAUGCCUAUGGUAUACAUACUGAUCAUAAUAUAAAAGAGAAUUUGGAAGAAACUGUACGUAGCAGUCAACCAAAUGUUAUUGGUGCUGGUUUCUACAGAGUUGCUUCAUACCUUGCUCAUAGUUGUAGUCCAAAUACAGAAGUAAGGUUUCCUGAUAAUAAUAAUGUAUUGUCUAUUGUCGCUACUAAACCUAUCAAAGCUGGAGAAGAAUUGAGAAUCAGCUAUAUCAGAGUUGGAGACAGAAAUUGUAGUAACAGAAGAAAUGAAUUGGAAACAAAAUGGCGGUUUAAUUGCACAUGUACCAAGUGUUUAGAAGAAACGGGAGAAGUCGAUACAACUGCUUAAUAUUUCGACUUUAUCUUAAUAUUUUAAACUUCGUUAAAUGUAUUCGAUAUUUUGAACUGAGAUUAAUAAUAUUAUAAUAAUUUCUUAAAAUUUGAGAGAAAAAAAAGAUAAUUAGCGGAUGAAUGAAAAAUAAUCGAACCAAAAUUAUAUCAAUUAUAAUUAUUUGACAAAAUAAACUAAAAGGAAAUUUCCGAACAUGUUAUUCAUUUCUAUAUUUAAAUAAAGAAUUAUGAAUUAAAGAAUUUUCCAGUACUUCUAUUCUUUUUUUUACGCUUUGUUUAUUUUCUAAAGAAAUUGCAGACUGAUUUAUAUAAUAAUUAAUCUAAACAGUAAUAAUAGUGUAGAGUGGUGACGAUAAGAUGAUUUCGAGUUAGAAGGUACAGCAUUUGCUAAAAUCGAAAAAAAUUCCAGUCAAUAAUAAUAAUAAUAAUAAUAAAGAACCUCUUGAACAAUAUAUUAGCUAGCGUAAAAACUCAAAGUCUGAAUAG
Molecule: messenger RNA, 2013 nt
Organism: Rhizophagus irregularis DAOM 181602=DAOM 197198
Lineage: Eukaryota; Fungi; Glomeromycota; Glomeromycetes; Glomerales; Glomeraceae
Biological process (GO): tRNA import into mitochondrion; protein import into mitochondrial matrix; protein targeting
Cellular component (GO): mitochondrial outer membrane; mitochondrial outer membrane translocase complex
Molecular function (GO): transmembrane protein transporter activity; protein binding
Source: RefSeq, a predicted model, not a curated record